GCACCAUUUAUUUAUCUAUUCCAAGGAUAUAAACAGAGCCAUCUCUACAUCGCUCUGGAUAAACACCUCAAGUUUUCCUGAAGUUUCCUAGCAACCGCAGACGCCGAGUUGUCACUGCCUGUGGAAAUUUUACCUCAGCUCCGCAGCGAUAAAAGUGCGACUGUUGUAAUGGACAUUUUAUCCGAAGCAAAGUCUAAACCACUUUCCACUCUGUCAGUAUUCAGCUUUAUACCACCCAGAAGGACAGAGGCCAAAGAAAUGCGUUAUUUCAACUGCAGCCCCAAGGCCCCUGAGAGGUCUCUAUAUGACUGUUUACAUCAGAGCACUGAGGGCUAUGAUAACAAACUCCACCGAGAUGACAGAGAGCACGCCAAAUCCCGGGGCCUGGACAUCUUCAGUGAGGAAUCAUCAAGACAAACACCUGUUCUGUCCUCAUCAGUGUAUGGCCAACAUUCUCCACUACAGUACGACUCAGGGAGGAGCUUUGCUCGUGUUGCUCACAUUCGUUCUGAUUUCUACAGCAAGAAUGGAAUCACCUGGACUGUGGAGGAAGGCUAUGGAUCUGUGACACCCGUCUAAACGUGUCUCUUACGUAUGGUCACAUCUGUCAGCGCACAUUACAGUCAGUGUCAAAACAAAUUUCUGUGCAUGUAUUGUACUGUUUAUCUGCUACAAGCACAGCAGAUUGUUACUAACAUUUAUACAGUAUAUAUAUAUAUAUAUAUAUUAAACAUAAGAAUGCUUUUGGCUUUUGAUGUUAUAGGGUGAAUUAAAAAUUGUCAACAACAUGCUCAUGUCAUGCUUAAAAAUCAAAAGAAUACAAAAUGAGAAAUGAUAUGUUGCCCCAACACACACACACAAAUCAAAAGAACACACACACACACACACGCACACACACAAAAUCAAAAGAAUACAAAAUGAGAAAUGAUAUGUUGCCCCAACACACACACACACACACACACACACACACACAAUGAUUUCAAGUGAACCAUCAAUGCCAAUAUAGAACCUUUAUUUUUAAGAGUGUAGUUCGCCAGUACCAAAUGCAUUAACAUCGCCAUAUCCAUUAAUUUGCUAGAACUAUUCAAAGAUAGUUUUUUUUUUUUUUUUUUCUCCAAUUAUUUCUUGUUAUUCAAAUGAUUUAAUAGUUUUAAUAUGGAAAAGUAUUAUAGUAUUAUUAAUAUUAUAAUUAAUAUCCUCCUGAGACCCAGCAAUGGAGUUUUUUUCUCUGUAGAGGACAUUAUAUUUUUAGCAAAUUUCUUUGAGACCAUAUAAGCCUCAGUUUUAAGUCUGGAUGUCAUGUAAAGAGCACAUUCAGGGCUUUUCAGAGAUACCAAAUGUUUGAAAACCCUGAUUUACAUUACAUUAAAUUCAGGCACUAGUAUGCAUACAUUUUCUAACAUUUUCUAAACAUCUUUUCCCUACAUUAAUCUCAUAUCUGUUUUACAGAGGACAAGUAAAUAGUCUGGAACCUUAAAAUUGACUGAUAUACUGAAUAUAAAAAACAUUAUUUUCACAUUAUAGGCCCUCUUUACAUAGUAAUGUGA
Molecule: messenger RNA, 1547 nt
Organism: Megalobrama amblycephala (Wuchang bream)
Lineage: Eukaryota; Metazoa; Chordata; Actinopteri; Cypriniformes; Xenocyprididae
Gene: cfap90
Product: linkage group 9 C5orf49 homolog
Exons: 3
Coding region: 169-579 (136 amino acids)
Source: RefSeq, a predicted model, not a curated record